CCCACAGAGCCACGUUCUAGAGCUCUGGAGCGAGGAUGUCUUCCCAAUUCUCAACCCACCCAGGGAGAGAGGCCUGUCUCUCCAUGCUCCUCCUGCAGGAACUCCUUGGAGCAAAGGCUGUGAGCUGGCUGUCCCUGAGGAGGCUGGGUCUGUAGGUGCCCUGAGAGUUGCCCCUGCACUGAAGAGAGCCGACCAUGGCAGAGGAGGUAUGGGUGGGCAGUUGGAGGCCCCAUCGCCCCCGGGGGCCCAUCAUGGCCCUCUACAGCAGCCCAGGACCCAAGUACCUGAUUCCACCCACCACGGGCUUCAUGAAACACACGCCCACCAAGCUGCGUGCACCGGCCUACAGCUUCCGUGGGGCGCCCACGCUCCGCCCUGCUGCGUACAUGCUGCCCGUGGUGAUGGGCCCCCACACAGUGGGCAAGGUCUCCCAGCCCUCCUACUCCAUCAAGGGCCGGAGCAAGCUAGGCGGCUUCAGCGACGACCUGCACAAGACCCCAGGUCCUGCAGCCUACCGCCAGACUGACGUGCAGGUGACCAAGUUCAAGGCCCCACAGUACACCAUGGCUGCACGAGUAGAGCCUCCAGGGGACAAAACCCUCAAGCCAGGACCAGGAGCCCACAGCCCUGAGAAGGUGACACUGACCAAGCCCUGCGCUCCCGUGGUCACCUUUGGCAUCAAGCACUCCGACUACAUGACACCCCUGGUGGUGGACAUCGAAUAGCCCGGCCACACCGCCACCCUGCGCGGCUACCUACCACCUCUGCACACCGUGUUUCCUUGCGGGAUCGCUGGGCUGUCAGGCUGUGGCUGGCGUGGCCCUCGGGGCAGGGAAUGCUCCUUCGGACAAUUGUGACUGGUUAUUUUUUGUAUGCUGCCUUCCCAUAUGCUAUCUUGUUCUCUGCUGUGCUCAGAUUAUGUAAUAAAUCACAGAUUCC
Molecule: messenger RNA, 939 nt
Organism: Tupaia belangeri chinensis (Chinese tree shrew)
Lineage: Eukaryota; Metazoa; Chordata; Mammalia; Scandentia; Tupaiidae
Gene: CIMAP1A
Product: ciliary microtubule associated protein 1A
Exons: 6
Coding region: 195-725 (176 amino acids)
Cellular component (GO): cytoskeleton; outer dense fiber
Source: RefSeq, a predicted model, not a curated record